Daucus carota subsp. sativus is the source of this 1238-nucleotide messenger RNA. RefSeq names its product glycosyltransferase family protein 64 C3. The record is from RefSeq and is a predicted model, not a curated record. The coding region runs from base 107 to 1087 and encodes 326 amino acids. Gene Ontology annotation, cellular component: membrane. Gene Ontology annotation, molecular function: glycosyltransferase activity. Lineage: Eukaryota; Viridiplantae; Streptophyta; Magnoliopsida; Apiales; Apiaceae. The transcript has a single exon.
GCCACUGAAUCAAAACUCACACAUCUCAAACUUAACACCCCUGCGCACAGUAGCAUACAAAACUAUAAAAUCUUAAAUCAAAUUUUAGAACGAUCAUCUCUUGAAAAUGGCACACAGAAAUUACUGUUCAUUCGUCAUCUUCUUUAUAUCUAUGCUAUCAUGCGCCGUUAAUACAUAUUCGGAUCCAUGCGACCCGAAAAAUCUGAGAGAUCCGAAGACGCUCCGAACCGACCAGCUCACAGUCCUAAUCAACGGCUACUCCGAGUCUCGUAUUCCUCUACUCCAAUCAAUCGCCGCCACGUAUGCAUCUUCUCCAAUUGUAUCGUCCGUACAGAUCCUAUGGGGAAACCCGAAAACUCCACUAAAGAUCCUAUCUUUACUCUCGCAAAACCUCUCAAUCGCGUCUCCGGGAGCUCCGAUCGCCGUGAUCCGGCAGAACUCCGACAGUCUCAACUCGCGAUUCAACCCGCGCCGCUCGAUCUCGACUCGCGCGGUGCUGAUCUGCGACGACGAUGUCGAAGUGGAUACGAAAUCGGUUGAAUUCGCCUUCGCGAUGUGGUCGAAGAAUCGCGAUAAAAUCGUCGGUUUUUUCGCGCGGUCGCAUGAUCUGGACAUAGUUAACCGGCGGUGGAUGUACACAAUGCACUCCGAUAAAUAUUCGAUUGUGUUGACGAAGUUUAUGAUCGUCAGAAUCGAGUUUUUGUACUCUUAUCGGUGCGGUGGUGACGUGGCGGCGAUGGCGAAAGCGAGGGAGGUUGUGGAUAGGAGGAGGAAUUGCGAGGAUAUUUUGAUGAAUUUUGUGGCAGCGGAGGAAGGGGAGGGAGUGAUGGUGGUGGAAGCGGAGAGAAUUAGGGAUUACGGAGAUUCGAGAAACGAAGGGAGGAGUGGAGUGGAGAGUGCGGGAUUGAGUAGUCGAAAAAAGGAUCAUAGGAAGCGGCGAGGGGAAUGUAUUACGGAGUUUCAUCGAGUGCUUGGGAGAAUGCCGUUGAAGUACGCCUAUGGGAAGGUUGUUAGGGGUGUUGGCGAGCAAGGGUUGUGCGAGAAGGGAGGGAAAUUGGUGCUUUGUGAUCAUCAAAUCGUCGAUUGAGUUGGCUUUGCUGGUGGUGGAGAGAAUUGGAUACAAGUCAGAAAUAUUGAUGAUGAAUUGAAAUUGGUGCUUUGUGAUCAUCAGAUUGUCGAUUGAGUUGGCUUAGCUGGUGGUGGAGAGAAUUGGAUUCAAGUCGGAAAUGUUGAUGAUG